This is a messenger RNA of Parnassius mnemosyne (clouded apollo), 276 nucleotides long. The record is from the annotation of a GenBank genome assembly. Lineage: Eukaryota; Metazoa; Arthropoda; Insecta; Lepidoptera; Papilionidae.
AUGUCGAAAAUCAAGGCAGGGCCUGUUGUUGACGUGCUUGGUGAUGAGAUGACAAGAAUUAUUUGGGAUCUUAUUAAAAAUAAGCUUGUUCUGCCAUUAUUGGACAUAAAAUUACAUACUUACGACUUAGGUAUCGAAUACCGUGAUAAAACUGAAGACCAAGUAACUAUUGACUGUGCUAAUGCUAUAAAAAAAUACAAUGUUGCCAUUAAAUGUGCAACAAUUACCCCUGAUGAAAAGAGAGUCGAAGAAUUUAAGCUGAAGAAAAUGUGGUAG